Funneliformis geosporum is the source of this 255-nucleotide messenger RNA. The record is from the annotation of a GenBank genome assembly. Lineage: Eukaryota; Fungi; Glomeromycota; Glomeromycetes; Glomerales; Glomeraceae.
AUGCUCCUAUGCGAAUUUCGUGGUGAUAUGAUCGCUUUAAAGAGUGUAGACUUAUCGAAGGCCCCAUCGUAUGUCCUAGAAGAAAUGAAAAAAGAAGUUGAGAUUUAUAAAGACUUAGCGUUUGCUGACAUCCAAGGCAAGUAUAUCCCAAAGUUGAUCUGUCAUGGAUAUUAUGGAGGAGAAGCAAUUCACAAGCACGGUAUCCUUCACAAUGAUAUUCGAGAGGAAAACAUCUUAAUUAAUGAUAAUGGAUAG